This is a messenger RNA of Hydractinia symbiolongicarpus, 3097 nucleotides long. Its product is annotated as zinc finger protein 2-like. NCBI's taxonomy places the organism in Eukaryota, Metazoa, Cnidaria, Hydrozoa, Anthoathecata, Hydractiniidae. Gene Ontology annotation, cellular component: nucleus. Gene Ontology annotation, biological process: regulation of transcription by RNA polymerase II. Gene Ontology annotation, molecular function: RNA polymerase II cis-regulatory region sequence-specific DNA binding; DNA-binding transcription factor activity. The coding region runs from base 79 to 1218 and encodes 379 amino acids. The transcript has 12 exons. The record is from RefSeq and is a predicted model, not a curated record.
UCAGGCCAUAACUUUGGGUCCCGUUUUCCCGAUUCCCAUUGCGGCAUUCGAUCCUGAACACGAAACGAUCUAAAAAAAAUGGAGGAAGCAUCCGGGGAAACUAAUCAGACUCCGAAAGAAAAUUCUCGGGAUACUGGGGAAGUAGCUGGGGAUCAAGUAACUGUCGGAGCAGAAGUAAACCACGAUGUUGACAAGACUUUAUAUGAUGCUGAAGAAUUUCUUUCAAACUUUGCUGGUUUGCGUGAUGAAAACGAACAGCUGAAACAAGCUAACCAUGAAUUGCAGUUGCAGCUUGAAAAGGCUAGGCAAGAUAUUGAACAACUGCAGUUGGACAAGCAAACACUGGAAGCACAAUUAUUACAAGAAAGGGAACAGAGUAAAGAGGAAUUAUGGAAAGUUCGGUCCGAGUUUCAGGCGUUACAAGAUGAGCGCCUGCAAUGGAAAGAAAAAUAUUUAAAUGUGUGCAUGAAGGCUGCAAAUCAACCGACAGGUUUAGGAGAAGGCUCAACCUCCUCAGGAAACAAAAGCAAAGGAUUAAAACGAAAACAGGGGUCGAUGAGCAAUCUGAACGAAAGUAAUUCAGAUGAUUUUUACUCGAAUUUAUCAUCAACGUUUGGUCUGAACGACCAGGACGAUCAACAACCAGAGGGUAGCCUCUCGCCACAGAUCACAUGCAUACCAUCACUUGAAGAAGCGCUGGUUACAAUUAAAGAACACGAAUUGGCAAACUCUCUUAAGUUCAGCGUUCAUUCGGUAACGAAGGACUUCGGCGUUACUGAUUUUACAAAGAACGCUCACAAGGUUUACUGGUCUGAUGGGAUUGUAGCAUUUUCAGGAGUACCUUUUUUUUUGGUGGGAUGUAAAGUUUUGGUUUGCCAGUUUGGAAGAGAUCGUAACGGCGGGAUAAAACAGAGAAGCAAAUUAAACAAAGCUUCUUUGCAUUAUCUUGGCUACAGUAGUAAAACUAGGCGUGAACAAUCGAGCAAAAAAUGCGACUGCUCUGCUCAAGUACAGAUAAAAGAAAUUAUACAAUUUCCUGAAGACAAGGUCUUCACAGAUACCACUCAUAAUCGAAGAAAGAUGUCAUCAAAGUUGCGCGACGCUCUUAAAAAAUACGCAUGCGACGUUAAAUUCAACCGGCAGUUUAUCGUCAUUAUACCCAACGUGGGAACCCAUCGUGGACAUUCACCGCCCAAGGUUGUUGCGAAAAUUCUUUAAUGUUCAAAGCCGGUCAACUGCAAACUUGUCGGGUUCGUUAUUUUGCAACCUAGUGCCCAGAUUACGUUAGUAGUUUGAUUAUUUUGCAUUAUACCUUGACGAAAGAGUUCUAUUUCGGUUGGCGGCAUAAUGCUUGAAAUGGUUUCCGUUUUUUAUUUUAAGGAGGAUAGCUACAAAUAAGUACCAAAAAGAAAUUUUUUGGUUAAUAUUUUGUAAUGUUAUUUAUAAAUUUUUUAUUGUAGCUAAUUUAUUGAUUAUUCCACUUUUUUUUUCAAAAAUCAUCACGGCACUACACGGCGUUUUGGACUAAAUUUGGCGUUUAAAAAGAAACUUUAGUCCCCUUACUUCAUUAAGUACAAAUUAAAAAAGAUAAUUAAUUAUAAACCUAUGACGCUAUAGAAAUUGCUUUGUUUUUACAGUUUUCUUAAGCGAAAUAUUUAGGCCUGAGACCUGAUGUCAAUUAUACCGCGCCUUUUGAUUGGUUAAGGCGUGAGUAUACAAAAAAGGGUGUGAUAUUUUAAAAUGCUUUUAAUUCACCAAAACUUUAUUUGAUAUAUUAAUGUAUAUAUUUUUAGAAAGCCUAUAUGAUUACCUAUAUAAUCCUAUAAAAAUUAUUAAGAAAAAAUAAAGUUUGAAGGUUUAAUAGACACGAAAAAAAAAAUGACCCUCUCCUACAAAUGCGAUCUGUUUUACAAAACUACUAAUUUCUCAAGUUUGCUGCUUGCUUUUUUUGUUAUCACAAGACAUUGAUCUAAAAACGAUUAUUUAUUUUUUUCUUAAUGUUUUUUACUUAUGGAGUUAUUUAGUAUUAAAUUUUUUUCCACAAAGUUUUGUUGUCAGAAAACUCAUCAUAACUCGCGUUUUGCUCAUUCUCAAGAAAUAAAAAAAACUUUUUUAGAUCAAAAAUCCUCUCACGCAAGCACGAUCUCCACCCCAUAUCCUUUAUAGUUUUGUAAAAGAGAUUUAAAACGUAAGUGAUACUCUCUUAAAAAUUUAACACUGUGAAAAAGAGCUUUUAAGUUUCUCACAGAAAACUUAUACUUCUGCAUAAUAAUUGAUCACUAUGGUAACGACCAUUUUGUUAACAGGUUUUUUCUCAUCUUCUGUUUAUGCCGCACAUGUUAGCUUAAUUCGCAAUACACCUUUACGAUAAUUCAAUUGUACAUGCGUUCCUGCGGCUCUCCAUCGUUUUACAAUAUUGAAAAAAGGAGGUAAAAAUCUUGUUUUUAUGAGAGUUUGUUAGAGACGAAAGCGUGUUUUCUCCAGUGUUUUAACUUCCGAACGAUAAAGUUUGUUAUCAUGAGAUGGCGCCAAAUUUGAAUAAAUAUACAGACCGGAAACCUUCAAUGACAAAUCGAACGUGCAAUAUGGUGGCUUCAUCUUUCUUCCUUGGUUUUUUACUUUCUUUAUCUUUACUCGCUAUUUUAUUGGCAAGUUAAGUAGUACAAAAUAAUAAAAAUAUGUUCUUUACAUGUUGUUCAACAUUUUCGCCAUUUUGAUCUUCAACUUUGUGUAUAUUGACCCCGUGACCAUCACAAUAAAGACAAUUAUAUUCCAUUGUUUUUUAAUGUAGCCACCCGUUUGACAAAUGCGUAAAAAUACUCAAUUAUAAAUAAUUCAGCACUCACAAAAUUGUAAACAAAAUGAUGUAUGGUUUAUAGUUAUAGUUUAUGGAGCAAGCGAGCAAGCCAAUCAGUCUGUUCUUUAAAAUCAACACUUAUCAUAAACUUUUAUUCAGCAGCCGUGCCGCAGCGCAGUUCGCCUCUUCUUUUCCUGGCCUUAUAUCCUGUUUUAUGCUCCGUUAUUGUCAUUGAAAUGAAAAAUUGAGCUAGUUAUCAACUUUAAACUUUCCACUUCUGAAAGUUUGUGAUGACAGUGU